AUGUCCAUCACGUCCAUGUUCCUGGACCCUUUGCCAAAAGCAUCAUCGCCAAACAGCACGACCGGUUCAAUCUCUGGUAGCGGUAAUAACAUGGCCGGCCCUGUCAUUCCGUUGCAGCUGCAACGAGGAACCUGGCUGAGGAAGAUUUCAAAGAAGAAUCGCUCAAAACGCAUCUGCCUCGUUUAUGAGCGGGAAACAAACAAACUUGCGUGGGACCGACCCCGUCCCAACAAAUUCCUGCAUGUCGAUGAGAUUAGGGAGAUCCGCCUAGGAACAGAUAUCCAGCAGUACGCCCGCGAAUUCAAUAUUCCUGAAUGGGAGCGAUCCACCUGGUUUUCCAUCCUCUACACAAUGCCGGAAAAAUCUCCAAGAACGAAGCUCAUGCAUCUGAUGGCAGACAGCGUCGAGACUACUCAUCUCUGGGUCAACUUUCUCGAGGCCAUGCUGAAACACCGACAGGAUGUAAUGACGGCAUUGAUGACCUUCAACGAUAAGGCUAUUCAGCAAUACUGGCAAAACGAGAUGUGGAAACAGUACGGAGACCAGUCGAGGAUUGAAAAGGAGGGGGAGCUCAACAUUGCAGGCGUGAUGCGCGUGUGCCAAAACCUGCACAUCUACAGUUCUCAGUCAACUCUCCAGGCAAAUUUUAGACUCGCCGAUGCUCGACACCGCGAGGCCCUCAAUUUCGAAGAGUUCUCCGACUUUGUUCGACUCAUGCGCCAGCGACCAGAAGUGCAGCGCAUUAUUCGUGGCAUUGCUGCCAAACCUGACAAGGGCCUCACAUUUCCAGAGUUUGUGACUUUUCUGAGAGACACGCAACGUGAAGAGGUGGAUGCAAAUGUUUCCCUCUGGGAGAGACAUUUCGCAAAAUUUGUGCGCAAGCACCGUUCCGAUGUUCUGGAUGGCCCAGAAGGUUCUCAGGACACCGCGUACAUGUCCGAGGCUGCCUUUAACGGAUUCCUUGCCUCGAGACUCAACGGACCGCUGCCGGAUGAACCUCAGGGCUACACGCUCGACCGGCCCAUGAACGAGUAUUUCAUAUCUAGUUCUCACAACACUUACUUGAUGGGCCGACAAGUAGCCGGCCAGUCGAGCGUGGAGGGCUACAUCCGGGCGCUUGCCCAGGGUUGCCGCUGCGUCGAGGUAGACUGCUGGGACGGGUCCGACGGCCAACCUCAGGUCGUUCACGGACGAACCUUGACAUCGGCCAUUAGCUUCAAGGAAGUCAUGACAACCAUCAACAAGUACGCGUUUGUCAAGUCUAGUUUCCCUUUGUGGAUUUCUCUCGAAGUUCACUGCAAUCCUCUGCAACAGGCCUUGAUGGUGGAAAUCAUGAAGGAGGCCUUUGGAGCCAGGCUGGUUACGGAGCCACUGGAUCCCACGUCGGAUAAACUCCCUUCUCCCUCGGAGCUCAUGGAGCGGAUUCUCAUCAAGGUCAAGAAGCCGAGAGCCAACCAAGACGAAGGCUGCUUGCCGGCAGAACCCAUCAGCCGACGCCGCGGAAACAGCGUCAGCUCCCCCAUUUCGCGCCCCGCCAUCUUGGACACGACCACGUUCCCGCCGUCUCAGUCGCUUCCUCAGAGUCCCCUGCUGUCCGCCACGCAUCAGGCUCGCCGACUUGUGGGCAAGCCCCGCGUCAACACCAUCGCCGAAGGCGCGGUGCCUGACAUGCCCAGCAGCAGCACCAGCGAUACGGAGAGCGGAAGCGAGAUGGGGCCCUCGGUUCGAAGAUCGCAGAACAAGACGACCAAAUACCUCGGUGCUCUCGGUGUGUACUGCGCCGGCGUCAAGUUCGCAGGCCUCGAGGAUCCUGCAGCGAAGACGUUUAACCACAUCUUUUCCUUUAUGGAGAGCAGUUUCGCCAAGCAUUCCCGCACCAAGGACGCAAAAAUGGCGCUCGACAUCCACAACAUGCGGUACCUGAUGCGGGUGUAUCCGGAUGGUCUGCGACUUUCAUCGAGCAACUUUGACCCUCUCAUCUACUGGCGUCGCGGUGUGCAAAUGGCGGCCUUGAACUGGCAGACGUUUGACCUCGGCUUGCAGCUCAACAAUGCCAUGUUUCAAGGCGGCAAGGACGAGUCCGGAUACGUGCUGAAGCCGGCCGAGCUCCGAAACAUUCAGAUCCUGCCGUACAACUCCGCCAUCGCGGAAGGCAAGAAGGAGCGAUCUGUCGUGUCGUUUGCAGUCGACGUCAUUUCAGCCCAGCAGCUCAUGCGACCAGCCAACCUCGCGGCCGGCAAGCCAAUGGACACGUACGUGGAGGUUGAAGUGUUCCACGCCAACGACAAGCGAGACAAGAAGGAGGUUGGCUCGGGGCUAACCCACGCGUUGGACUCGCCUCUCAAGUUCCAGACGGACAUUGUCCGCGAGAACGGUUUCAACCCCAUGUUUGGCCAUGGACGGUUCAAGUUCACCGUGACAACCAAACAUCCAGAACUCAUCUUUGUACGUUGGUCGGUAAAGCUCGCAAGCUACGGCGAGAGCUACAACAGCAAAGACAGCGCGGCCAUUGCGACCUUUACGGCAAAGCUCAGGAAUCUAAAGCAAGGCUACCGCACGAUUCCACUUCACAACCACGCGGGCGAUCAAUACCUGUUCUCCACCCUCUUUUGCAAAAUCGGCGUCGAAAGCAUUGAAACCAGAUUGUUCGACAUUGCCGCCGCAGGGCAGGACGGCAGCAAGUUGAACCGCCUGGGGGGAAAGGUGUUUGGCCGAGCCAACACGAGCCCCCGCACCACGUUUGAGAAGAGCAACGAAAAGAACAGCUUGGACGGCCCUGUAUAG
Molecule: messenger RNA, 2784 nt
Organism: Ustilaginoidea virens
Lineage: Eukaryota; Fungi; Ascomycota; Sordariomycetes; Hypocreales; Clavicipitaceae
Exons: 1
Coding region: 1-2784 (927 amino acids)
Biological process (GO): lipid metabolic process; phosphatidylinositol-mediated signaling
Molecular function (GO): phosphatidylinositol-4,5-bisphosphate phospholipase C activity
Source: RefSeq, a predicted model, not a curated record